Pygocentrus nattereri (red-bellied piranha) is the source of this 2891-nucleotide messenger RNA. It is a transcript of the gene uxs1, whose product is annotated as UDP-glucuronate decarboxylase 1. Gene Ontology annotation, biological process: D-xylose metabolic process. The coding region runs from base 960 to 2216 and encodes 418 amino acids. The record is from RefSeq and is a predicted model, not a curated record. Gene Ontology annotation, cellular component: cytoplasm. Gene Ontology annotation, molecular function: NAD+ binding; UDP-glucuronate decarboxylase activity. The transcript is spliced from 15 exons. NCBI's taxonomy places the organism in Eukaryota, Metazoa, Chordata, Actinopteri, Characiformes, Serrasalmidae.
CCCUGACAAUAUAGUGUUGCGCAUACCUACUAAAACAGCUUCUUAGUUUUCAGUUUUCUGCGCAGAGAAAGGUAAAAAAGCGCAACCGCGGUGUUUGUUGCCGUAUCUGCUUUAAGGAGUUCGUGUUCUACGCAAAUUCGAUAAGCACACACGUCAACCUGUAUUUCUGCUACCGCGACAGGAUACGCAGUUGAUAGCAGAGUCAACGCUGCGUUGCGUAUGGCCCACUCGGAGAAACAGUACAUCGUUUCACUCGUGUUUAAGUUGUUAAUAAGUGCCGAGGUUGUUCAGAAAGUAGUUCGCCGAUACACGGUGCCUGUGUUAGCCGAGCGAACAGUUUAUCAGAAGAAACAGAGCUGUUACUCCGCUAGCAGGCAAUAUGCCUUCACUGAAGCCUGUGCUGACUGAUCUAACGUUAGCUGGCUAGCAGUCGGGCUAGCUAACAGGCUAUCGGGAACUUGUUGGCGCCGAGAAGAAUGGGACUCUAUUUAUAGUCCAACUGAGCUGCGUGUCUCUUAACGCACAUAAAGCCCAAAUGACUCGGAGUACAUGAACUGUUCUUUUACCAAGGUAACGGUUUUGUAACUGCUAAUUUGCGAGAUAGCGGACAGUUAGCUAGCUGGGUUAACUAACUAGCUGGCUUCACUAGCAGCAGCAGCCCCCCCAACCUGUCUGACACUACCUUGAACUCCAGAUAAAGUCAGCCAUGCAGGGUUUCACGUUUUAGAUACGCUGAAAGCCCCUUCAGUUCUGUUCUCCACUCGGACACCUUGUUCACAAUCUUCAGUUGAGCGACCGAGUUGCACUGUCCGUUUUAAUAGAGGGUUAAGAAGACAAAUGUCGUAAUUUUAUGAACUAACGUGACUUCCUAACUGGAGCGCUUGUCACUCGGACUUUAAUCAUGCAAUAGUUGUGAGGGAGCUCGCUGCGGCUUCCCGUGUCAAUGCUGCAUUUCCUGGAUGAAGAUGCGGAUGACCUGGCUGAUUACAGUAAUAAACAGAAGAAUAAUGAAACUCCUCGUCGCCCUCGCCCUCAUCGCAUACAUCGCCUCUGUCUGGGGAACCUACAAUAUGAGGUCCAUCCAGGAGCAUGGAGAAAUGAAGAUUGAACAAAGAGUAGAUGAGGCUGUGGCACCACUGAGAGAAAAGAUUCGGGACCUUGAGCUUAGCUUUACCCAAAGAUAUCCACCUGUGAAAUUCCUGUCUGAGAAAGAUCGAAAGAGGAUAUUGAUCACUGGUGGUGCAGGGUUUGUGGGUUCACACCUGACUGAUAAGCUCAUGAUGGAUGGUCACGAGGUGACUGUGGUUGAUAAUUUCUUUACUGGCCGCAAGCGUAACGUGGAGCACUGGAUUGGCCAUGAGAACUUUGAGCUCAUCAACCAUGAUGUGGUUGAACCACUCUAUAUUGAAGUGGAUCAGAUCUAUCACUUGGCUUCCCCUGCAUCCCCACCGAAUUACAUGUAUAACCCUAUCAAGACCCUGAAAACCAACACUAUUGGCACUCUCAAUAUGCUUGGUCUGGCUAAGCGAGUGGGUGCUCGACUGCUGCUUGCUUCCACAUCAGAAGUUUAUGGAGACCCGGAGGUGCAUCCUCAGAAUGAAGAUUACUGGGGUCAUGUGAACCCAAUUGGGCCGAGGGCUUGUUAUGAUGAAGGGAAGCGUGUUGCUGAGACCAUGUGUUAUGCCUACAUGAAGCAGGAGGGGGUGGAGGUACGAGUGGCACGAAUCUUCAACACUUUUGGUUCUCGUAUGCACAUGAAUGAUGGUCGAGUGGUCAGCAAUUUCAUUCUACAGGCUCUACAGGGGGAGCCGCUGACGGUUUAUGGUUCAGGAUCUCAGACCAGAGCCUUCCAGUAUGUCAGUGAUCUUGUGAAUGGUCUUGUGUCCUUGAUGAACAGUAAUGUCAGCAGUCCUGUCAACCUGGGAAACCCUGAAGAGCACACCAUAUUGGAAUUUGCUCAGCUGAUUAAAAGCCUAGUUGGGAGCCGCAGUCACAUUCAGUUUCUCCCAGAGGCGCAAGAUGACCCUCAGAGACGGCGACCAGACAUCCGAAAGGCAAAAAUGCUGCUGGGCUGGGAGCCUGUGGUACCAUUGGAGGAGGGGCUGAACAAAACUAUCCAGUACUUCAGUAAAGAGCUGGAGCAUCAAGCCAACAAUCAGUAUAUCCCCAAGCCUAAGGCCGCCCGCAUGAAGAAAGGCAGACCAAGACACAACUGAAGAACGGGCUUUUUCUCUCAGGGAUGCUGGGAUCCUGGAGAUUCUGGAGCCUCUAGCAGCCAUUUUACACGAGGGGCUCUCCCCUUCAAAGAACACAUUUCCUGGGUGUUUUUCUUACUUUUUUUUUUUUUUUGCUUAUUUUUUUGGAAAAGCAGCCGUAGAACUAUCUGUGCCACACUUGCUUUUCAGAUGUGCCUCAGAAAAAAAAAAAAGAAAAAAACAAAACAAUGAAGUUCAGUCGCUCAGAGUCCUUGCCUUGCACUUUGGAUUCGUCAAUCAUCUGUUAUUUAAGAAAAAGUGACUCCAUGUUAUUAUUUUUUUUUUUUGCAUUCAUGCUGUGCAGUUUUGACUGUUGUAAUAAUUUUUAUUAGUGUUUAUGCUGAGUGUCUUUUUGAACAGACACUUCUUUUCAAUGUUCAGAUUUACUAUGGAGGCUAAUGAUUUUCUGUUAAUUUAUCUUGAAUGUGCAGCCCAGGAUAGGACACAUGAUCAGGCCUGUUCUUGACAACACAGAAGAAAAGAAGAAACUAUGGGAGAUGCUUUUCUGCUUUAUUUUGUUGUGAUUUUGAGCAGUGUGUAGUAUCGCCACCAUCACACUUCACACAGAUCUCAGAUCCUUUAAUGAACUUCAGGUGGAAAAAAAUAUUUUAAUAAAAUAUUUACAUUGACUGCUAA